This is a messenger RNA of Monodelphis domestica (gray short-tailed opossum), 4515 nucleotides long. RefSeq names its product eukaryotic translation initiation factor 3 subunit B (gene EIF3B). NCBI's taxonomy places the organism in Eukaryota, Metazoa, Chordata, Mammalia, Didelphimorphia, Didelphidae. Gene Ontology annotation, biological process: translational initiation. Gene Ontology annotation, cellular component: eukaryotic translation initiation factor 3 complex. Gene Ontology annotation, molecular function: translation initiation factor activity; RNA binding; translation initiation factor binding. The record is from RefSeq and is a predicted model, not a curated record.
CAGCAGGAAGAGGUUUAUUUACUAGCGCUCGAACGGUUCCCCAAAAAGAACCUUGUGUGGGGUAGGAUCGGGAGUGCACAUAUAUAUAGCAGCUUAAAAGAACAGGAUAUCUGUUGUAGCCUUGUCUGUUUCAACAGUUGUGGCCUUGGGGAGGACGUCUUACAGUUUUUCCAGGUUAUCUGUCUCGACUGUGGCUUUGCAGUUUUUCCCAGGAUAUCUGUCUUAACUGCGGCCUUGCAGUUUUUCAGGAACUGUUCAUUUGGACAUAGUGCAACCCCCCUUUCCCUUCACAAGGAUUUCAGACAAGCCCCUCCUAGACAGCCGGACCUGGGUUUUCAGCGGGAACAAAGGGAAACUCUAGAAGAGGAAACACCCCUUUCGAGCACGGAUCAGCAAUUCGAUAAAUCAAAGGGAUUAAUUAAAUUACUAGUCCCCGGCCUUAGAUUCUGAGAUGGGAUCCUCCCUCCCAGAAUAACGUCCCUGCCACAAGGAGACCCUUUAAAAGAAUUACGUCAUUUCCUCCCGGCCUGACCUGGGGCCUCCAGAAGGGUCUCUUGCUCCACUACCAACUCCCAAGAUUCCACACCAACCCGUGCGCUCCAGUUCGGCCCCGGGUCCUGACUGCGGGGAAGGAAGUGUCUAGUGGGCCGUUCCAUUCCGGAGAAACCAUUGAUUGUGCGAGCAAAACGAAGGAUAGAGGCAGCCACAAGGCGUGUUAGAGGAAAGGGACCACCACCACCGAUCUAACUAUUACAAUAAAUUAAGCAGAAUACUCCUUAUUGAGGUAUUGAACCUUCCUGUCCCGCCCAAAAUUCCUUUUUCACUUUGGAAUCGUCCAUUUCUUUGCCUGGUCAGUAGACAAGUCUAAAGUGUCUCACGCGAAGGGGUGUGUUACAAUUAUAACCUGGUGAAUUUUUCCUUUUGAAGCUAAUAGACCACUACAUAAUACUAUUAUUGAGUUUUGUAUUUCCUCUGUGAUUGGUUAGUCGGUUACAUUUCCUUUUCUUUGAGUUAUUUCAAGAAAGCAACUUCUGCCUCUCCUUUUCAGUCCCUCAAAUGGUUCAGGCUAUUACCGUAGCGCCUAACGGGAGACGUGCGAGAAUGACUGCCAUUUUGGACUAAACCAAAUUAGUUACAAAAAGGGGGGAUUCAAUAUUGGAAAUUAUUUGACAUAGAGGAUUAAGUGACAUCAAGGACGGGAAGCCCGCCACUUGUGUCCUUAAUGGAGAUAUUUGAGAAAUCUCCCAAGUAGGUUUUGGUGGCUCUGAGGUCUCCCAUGCAAGUGGUGGCACACUAGGGCGUGGGACCUUCCCCUCACCGUCGGUCCAUUGGUACGGUCCUUCCUCCUGGUCGGGCGCACAUGGCCUGGUAGUAGGAGCCGGCGGGCCCCGCGGAGGCACCUGGGAGAGUUGGAAGCUUGGCGGCAGCGGAACCGGGGGAGCAACGAGAGCUGAGCGGUGGUGCCCAGGCCCAUGCAGGACGCAGAGAACGUGGCGGUGCCCGAAGCGGCCGAGCAGCGGGCUGAGCCGGAGCAGCAGGCCGCCGAGGAGGAACCGGAGCGGCCUGCUGGGCCCGGGGCCCAGGAAGCGGCGGCGGCCGCCGCUGCUGUGCUUGUGCCGGAGGUGAAGGGAGAAAAGGGAGACACCACAGUGUCUGUAGUCAAGCCGGGGUCUGAGCCCGAGGCAAUCGUUAAGCUUCUCGCCGAAGAGAAGGCCGUGGUUGAACCGGCUUCGGCCGAACCGCCGCCACUGGUAUCACCGCCUCCGGGCGAGUCUCAGCCGCCACCGACCGAUAAGGUUCCGGAGCCCAAGGCUGAACCCCCGGCAGCUAAGGAGGAGAAACGGGAGGAGAAGGAAAAGGCAGAGGAAGGAGUAGGGAAGGAGGAAGAGGAAAAAGAGGAGGAGGAGAAAGGGGGCGAGAAGGAAGACGAAAAUAAGGAGGCUGAGGCCGAGCAGAGGCGCCUGGAGAAUAGCAACGAAGAGGACGAGAUCUCCUUCAGUGAUCCCGAGGGCUUCGUGGACGACAUUAGUGAGGACGAAUUGCUGGGAGAUGUACUCAAAGAUAGACCACAGGAAGCUGAUGGAAUUGAUUCUGUGAUAGUGGUGGACAAUGUUCCUCAGGUAGGACCUGACCGUCUUGAGAAACUAAAGAAUGUCAUCCACAAGAUCUUCUCCAAAUUUGGGAAAAUAACCAAUGAUUAUUACCCAGAAGAAGAUGGAAAGACUAAAGGUUACAUUUUCCUAGAGUAUGUCUCCCCCGCUCAUGCCCUGGAUGCUGUUAAAAAUGCUGAUGGCUACAAGCUUGACAAACAGCACACAUUCAGAGUAAACCUUUUCACUGACUUUGACAAGUAUAUGACAAUCAGUGAUGAGUGGGACAUUCCAGAGAAGCAGCCUUUCAAAGAUUUGGGAAAUCUACGCUAUUGGCUGGAGGAGGCUGAAUGCAGAGAUCAGUAUAGUGUCAUCUUUGAAUCCGGGGACCGUACAUCCAUAUUCUGGAAUGAUGUGAAGGAUCCAGUCUCCAUUGAAGAAAGAGCGAGAUGGACAGAAACCUAUGUGCGCUGGUCCCCAAAGGGCACUUACUUGGCUACCUUCCAUCAAAGAGGAAUUGCUUUAUGGGGGGGAGAAAAAUUCAAACAAAUUCAGCGAUUCAGCCACCAGGGGGUGCAACUUAUUGACUUCUCACCUUGUGAAAGGUAUCUCGUGACUUUCAGUCCUCUAAUGGACACACAGGAUGACCCUCAGGCCAUAAUUAUAUGGGACAUCCUCACUGGACAGAAGAAACGAGGAUUUCAUUGUGAAAGCUCUGCCCAUUGGCCCAUUUUUAAGUGGAGUCAUGAUGGCAAAUUUUUUGCCCGAAUGACGAUGGAUACUCUCAGCAUCUAUGAGACUCCAUCUAUGGGCCUUUUGGAUAAGAAGAGUUUGAAAAUCCCUGGAAUAAAAGACUUUUCUUGGUCACCUGGUGGUAACAUAAUCGCUUUUUGGGUGCCAGAAGAUAAGGACAUUCCUGCCAGAGUGACCUUGAUGCAACUCCCCAGCAGACAAGAAAUCAGAGUUAGAAAUCUGUUUAAUGUUGUUGACUGUAAACUACAUUGGCAAAAGAAUGGAGAUUACUUGUGUGUCAAAGUAGAUAGAACUCCAAAAGGUACCCAGGGUGUGGUCACCAACUUUGAAAUCUUCCGAAUGAGAGAAAAGCAGGUGCCUGUUGAUGUAGUAGAAAUGAAAGAAAGCAUAAUUGCCUUUGCUUGGGAACCAAAUGGAAGUAAGUUUGCUGUCCUACAUGGUGAGGCUCCUCGAAUAUCAGUUUCCUUCUAUCAUGUGAAAAACAAUGGAAAGAUUGAACUUAUCAAAAUGUUUGAUAAACAGCAGGCAAACACAAUCUUUUGGAGUCCCCAAGGACAAUUUGUUGUUCUAGCUGGUCUAAGGAGCAUGAAUGGUGCCCUGGCAUUUGUUGAUACAUCAGAUUGUACCAUGAUGAAUAUUGCAGAACACUAUAUGGCUUCUGAUGUUGAGUGGGACCCUACAGGCCGUUAUGUUGUAACUUCUGUGUCCUGGUGGAGCCACAAGGUAGAUAAUGCCUACUGGCUAUGGACUUUCCAAGGACGUCUCCUUCAAAAGAAUAACAAGGAUCGUUUCUGCCAGUUAUUGUGGAGGCCUCGGCCCCCAACUCUGCUCAGCCAGGAUCAGAUAAAGCAAAUUAAAAAGGAUCUGAAGAGAUACUCCAAGAUUUUUGAACAAAAGGAUCGUUUGAGCCAAUCCAAAGCCUCAAAGGAAUUGGUAGAGAGGAGACGUACAAUGAUGGAAGAUUUUAGAAAAUACCGGAAAAUGGCCCAAGAGCUUUAUAUGGAGCAGAAAAAUGAGCGUCUGGAAUUACGAGGAGGGGUAGACACUGAUGAACUAGAUAGCAAUGUAGAUGAUUGGGAAGAAGAGACAAUUGAAUUUUUUGUCACUGAAGAAAUCAUUCCCCUUGGAAAUCAGGAGUAGUCUGAUAGGAUCCUGCAUUGCCAUAUCUCGUGCCAGGAGUGGAGUUCAUCCUUUUGCCGAAAGCCUACACAGCUCUUGAGUUAUUUGUGUUUUCUCUUGCUCUCUGGACAGUGGAUACACCUGGAUCCUUCCAUUCUGACACAUUUUGUGCCUUUAAACCCCGGUGUCUGCAUUGUGGGAGGUUUUUUGGCACGGCUUUUAAAUUUUUACUUUGGGGGAUUUUUAAAAAAAUCCAAGACUUUUAUGCAGGGCUACUGGCAGGUAACUUUUGAUUACUGCUUUCAGUAGCAUUUCGUAAGUGUAUCAUCCCCACAGUCACACAAUGUUGCCAUUCAAGGACUCUCUCUAUGUCCCAAGUGCAUGGACUGGUGUUUUUUUUGUCCUGGAAAAAAUCUGCAGGAAAACAGUGUAUCAUUCAUGUUUUAGUGUGCAGAAGAAGCACUACAGCGGGCUGUAUCCUCCACCCUUCAGAUUGUGAUAGGGUUUCUCAACAGGUUGAACAUGGAAAUAAAAAGCAGACCUAUGUUAAAAA